AUGCCGGCAGAUAGAAGAGACUUUCUAGAGGUCCUCGUCAGGGUGGCAAGUGGAGUGGUGCAGCACCGGGUGUUGGUCUUGGGCGACUUCAAUGCAAAAUCUUUGAUAUGGGGUAACCCAGCCACAAAUGCCCGAGGACGAGAGGUGGAAGCCUGGGCCGUGUCGUCCGUUCUGUCCCUCCUGAAUAGGGGAACAGUUCACACCUGCGUGCGGCAGCAGGGGGGCUCCAUCGUGGACCUCGCCUUUGCCUCCCCUUCUUUGGCGGCCUGUAUAGUGGACUGGCGGGUGGAGCUGGUGGAGACGCUGUCAGACCACCGAUACGUGCGGUUUGAUGUUUCCAUCCCGGGCUUUCAGGGGGCCCAGGAGGGUCGGUCGCACUUCCCACGGUGGGCGCUCUCCCGCCUAGACCGGGAGGCCGCUACGGAGGCGGCUUUCGUCCAGGACUGGCUGUCCCCUCCUGUAGUAGUCCGGGAUGUGGACGCCACAGCGGCCCAUUUAAGGGUCUCCCUGACCGAGGUGUGCAACUCUAGCAUGCCUCUGUCUCAUCAUCCGCCUCCUAGGCGCGCCGUCUAUUGGUGGUCGGAGGAGUUGGGGGAUCUUCGGGCCGCCUGUGUGGCGGCCAGGCGGCCCUACACAAGAAGCCGGCGGCGGCGCCUUCGCGACCUCGACAACGAGGACCGCCUCUAUGCAGCCUACAUAGAGGCCAAGUCAACAUUGACGGCUCAAAUGGGCACAGCCCAGGAUCGCGCGAGGGCGGAGAUGCUUGAGGGUCUGGACAUGGAUCCCUUUGGGAGGCCCUACAAGGCGGCACGCAACAAACUGCGCCCGUACGGUCCCCCAGUUGCCGAGACCCUCGAACCGUCGUUACUGGAUGGGGUUGUUCAGUCCCUGUUUCCGCGCAGGAUGCACUCCACCCGUGAUGAGCGCCCCGCAAGGUGCGGCUCCAUCGGCCGAGGAGGUCCCGCCGGUUACGGAGGACGAGGCGGAGAAGGCAGUCUUCUGCCUCAGGGGGAAAAAGACGGCCCCAGGUCCAGACGGCGUUCCCGCAAAGGUGGUGGCCAUCACCGCCUCCCAGAUGGGAGAAAGGUUUCGGGACCUCUUCAGUGCGUGCCUGACGUGUGA
Messenger RNA from Helicoverpa zea (corn earworm), 1122 nucleotides. RefSeq lists its product as uncharacterized. Gene Ontology annotation, molecular function: catalytic activity. Bases 1 to 1122 code for a protein of 373 amino acids. Lineage: Eukaryota; Metazoa; Arthropoda; Insecta; Lepidoptera; Noctuidae. The transcript is spliced from 2 exons. The record is from RefSeq and is a predicted model, not a curated record.